AUGAGUUCAGUUGGUGCUUGGCAGUUUGCGCCCCUCGUCACCGAAUUCCCUACCAAUGUUUUGCCUAACCUAGGGUUCUGGAGUGCGACCAACGGGUCUUGGGAAUAUCAGAUUCAAGUCGCAUGGCCGUUGAACUGGACAUCGCAGGAGGAGAGCUCGACUGUGGAGACGAUGUAUGUCCUCGAUGGCAAUGCACUCGGCAUGACUGCCACGGAAGCUUUCCGUCGCCGCCGUCCAGUUGAGUUCAACAUGCCCGACUGUAUCGUCGUCAGCAUAGGCUACCCGGAAACCAUUGAAGAUUCGCCUUACAGCACCCAGCGAAGCUACGACUUCCAGCCUCCUGUCUGCGACGGCUGCCCAUUGCCAACAGUGCCUGGCGUGCAGUCCAAUGCCAAUGAGUUCAUCGAGUUCAUCGACACUGCUCUCCGCCCCUGGGUCCAGGAAACAGCUUUCCCAAAGGCUGAAUUCGACCGCGAUGCGCUCUACGGUCACUCCUUUGGCGGCCUCUUCGUCCUGUACGCUCUCACAGUACGCCCCGAUCUCUUCGAUACAUUUCUCAGCGCCUCCCCGGCACUCUUCUUCAACAACGAUUACGUCUUCAACAACACGGAUUUUCUCGCACCGCUAACUUCGCCCUCGGCUAACAACACUUCCAAUGCCACCAAGCCUGCUUUCCAGAUAAGCUAUGGGGCGCUCGAACAGAACCUGGUGCAGAGGCGGACGGAAACGGAUGAGGAGUUCGCCUUUAGACAGAGCAUCCUUGUACCGCAGCGGAUGACGGAUCUGAGCCAAAAGCUAUACAGCACGCUGGAGGAUAGUCCGGCGUUGAGGGAUAUCAGCAUACAUGAGUACCCUUUCAGUGAUCAUGCUGCAGUAGGCGCGGCAGCGCUCGCGGAUGGUAUCGACUACUUCCUGGACUGGUGA
Molecule: messenger RNA, 924 nt
Organism: Alternaria alternata
Lineage: Eukaryota; Fungi; Ascomycota; Dothideomycetes; Pleosporales; Pleosporaceae
Exons: 2
Coding region: 1-924 (307 amino acids)
Molecular function (GO): hydrolase activity, acting on ester bonds
Source: RefSeq, a predicted model, not a curated record